Ruditapes philippinarum (Manila clam) is the source of this 1981-nucleotide messenger RNA. RefSeq lists its product as uncharacterized. The record is from RefSeq and is a predicted model, not a curated record. The transcript is spliced from 6 exons. NCBI's taxonomy places the organism in Eukaryota, Metazoa, Mollusca, Bivalvia, Venerida, Veneridae. The coding region runs from base 188 to 1696 and encodes 502 amino acids.
AAGAUAGUGACAGUGUUCUUGAAUUUGAAAAUGACAAUACUGGAUGAAGCUUAUAAGAGUGCCUUGCUGUAAUGGAAUUCUAUUGUAUUGUUAUCACAAGUCGAUACUAGAAAUUAUACGCAUGGAUAAAAACAUAAGGGUACAUCGCUGUAAAUAUCCACUAUUUGAUAUGUGAUUUACAUGUAUAAUGUUUUCAGGAAUUCAACUUUCGGUCAUUUCAAAGCGCAUAUUCCAACGAUUUGAUAUGAGCCGCCUAUGUCAACAUAGAAUCACAAAGAUUUACACAAUAUUCGUCGCAGUAGUAACAUUUAUGAUUGUCUUGGACCUUGUUCAGUUUUCAGCUCGCCCUUUUACCAUAAUAGUUGGAAAGAAAAGUAAUGUUUUUGGUCAACUUCAAAUUAAUGUGAACCAUAUGAGAACUUUGGAUGUUGUUGAGAAAAAAGUGCCGCCGUUUAUAAAAGUUAAAAAUGCUCGAACAUAUUUAUUUUCUGCCAUCAUUUCCCGAGUCGAAACCAAUCACAAUAAACAAAAUCAAACCAAAAUAAUAACUAAAGUAACUUCAACAGCCAUAGUGACAGGAUGGGAACUUGGAAAGUAUUCGUCGGUAGAUUUUAAAUGUUGUUUUAGAUUAAAGAAUGAAAAAUAUGUCUCGAUAAUUUCUUCAAAUAAAUCCCAUUGGUUGUAUGUCGGUAAGGCUAAAUUACAGGCAAAGCAAUUCAAAUGCUUGAUCAAUUUUAAUGUUGAAGACAUAAAUUCCUUAACUAUUUUGUCCGACAUUAAUGCAGCUUGUCCGAAAGAAAAGGAAUUCUAUCUUGUCCCUACUAUUGUAAAACGUAAAAUCAACCCCGCAAAUGUAAGAGAACGGAAAAUUGGUGUUUGUGUAAAACUCACAUAUGGAUCUUUAGAUGCACAAAGGCUGAUAGAAUGGUUUGAGAUUCAUAAAUUGUUUGGUGUUGACAAGGUCAUAGCAUAUACCUACAACUUAAAUCAAAAUGCAAGCAAAGUGUUGAAGUUUUAUGAAAAAAGUGGAAUAGCUGAGGUUUAUGGAUUUGACCUUCCUGAGAAAGGUGUAAUAUCGCGAGAUGUUGGAGUGAAAAAUAUGCAAUCAUGGAAUGAUGAACAGAUAACAUUGUUUGACUGUCAAGAGAGACUUAGUAAUUACGAUUAUGUAGCUGUUGUUGACACGGACGAAUUCAUUGUUCCAAAUACAAAGCGGUUCCAAGACGCUUGGAAAGUAUUUUUGGAUAAGAAAUUUAGGAAAGUUACACUUGCUGGGUUGCUUUUUUCUGUAAGAAUACAUGCAGACACAUGGGGACAAACGAACAAAAGUCAUCCACUUUACAUAGGACAGUAUAGCAACUGUACGCUACCAAUGCUGGACAGGGUUAAGGGGAUAUACAUGCCGUCCCGGACUCAACCAGGAAGUGUUUCGACGCACGCAUUUCGUCCUUUGAAAGGCUUUAAUCGGGCUUACGUGAAGGCACAGGAGGCUUCUAUGCAUCAUUACAGAAGCUGUAGGAAGGAAUGGCUUAAACCAUGCUCUGUGGAGGUCAGCAAAGAGAAACGUUACCUGUAUAAUAUGAAAAAUACAACUAAAUGUUUCGAUCUCCGUCGAUCACAUUCACAAAUUACAGAGGAAUUAGCCAACGUUGUCAGAGAUGAAGUGCUUUUGCAAGUUCAAGAAAUCGGAGUGUGAAAUCAAAAGUAUAUUUUGGUGGCAUGUCUAAUUAUUUAAUUUAUAUGAAUGAUUAUGUAGUGGAUAUUUAUUCAAGUGUUUUUUUUUUAUAAAUACAGGAUUUGUUUUCAUCGAGUAGUAUGAAAAUAAAUAUUAAUUUUCAUGAGUGGCGGUUGCCUGGUUACCUGUUGCAAAAGGAGUUGAAGAAGUUACUCUUUAUCAAAUUUUACAAUACAUGCAGGUUCUGGCCCCUACAUGGACAGAUAUUGUAUGAACUAGAUUUAGUAAAGAGUCCUGUUUAAGGAG